AUGGGUCCAAAGAAAGUCCCAUAUAUAUUAACACAUGAUGCUCGAACAAUUCGUUAUCCAGAUCCACAUAUCAAAACUAAUGAUACCAUCAAACUUGAUAUUGCUACUGGAAAAAUCGAAGAACAUAUUAAAUUCGAUACUGGUAAUAUUGUCAUGAUUACUGGUGGACACAAUUUAGGUCGUGUUGGUAUUAUUCAAUCACGUGAACGUCAUCCAGGUUCAUUUGAUAUUGUUCAUGUUAAAGAUGCAUCUGGACAUACAUUUGCUACUCGUUUGGCUUAUGUAUUUGUUAUUGGUAAAGGACAAAAAUCUUGGGUAUCAUUACCAGCUGGUAAAGGUAUUCGAUUAUCAGUUGCUGAAGAACGUGACCGUCGUCUUGCUGGCAAAACUGCAUAA
Messenger RNA from Adineta steineri, 396 nucleotides. Lineage: Eukaryota; Metazoa; Rotifera; Eurotatoria; Adinetida; Adinetidae. The record is from the annotation of a GenBank genome assembly.